GUGGUUGAAGAAAAUAUCAAAGGCUCUGAUGCAGAAUUAAUAGCCAAUGCACCUGAUAUCACUCCGGAUGAUGCUGAAGUUCUUAAACAAAUUCCCACCCACUCGUUCACUAAUAAUAUGAUAUUGCAACGACACUAUUUAUGGAGAAUAUAUGCUUCAGGAGAUAUUGGAG
Funneliformis caledonium is the source of this 172-nucleotide messenger RNA. NCBI's taxonomy places the organism in Eukaryota, Fungi, Glomeromycota, Glomeromycetes, Glomerales, Glomeraceae. The record is from the annotation of a GenBank genome assembly.